Messenger RNA from Quercus robur (English oak), 1279 nucleotides. Its product is annotated as delta(7)-sterol-C5(6)-desaturase-like. The record is from RefSeq and is a predicted model, not a curated record. Bases 208 to 1035 code for a protein of 275 amino acids. Gene Ontology annotation, biological process: lipid biosynthetic process. The transcript is spliced from 3 exons. NCBI's taxonomy places the organism in Eukaryota, Viridiplantae, Streptophyta, Magnoliopsida, Fagales, Fagaceae. Gene Ontology annotation, molecular function: oxidoreductase activity; iron ion binding.
GUUAUUGAAUUGGAUCAUCCCCAAAGCCGCACUAUUCAUUUGUUCCCACACGAUUAAUUUUCGGAAUCUUCGACUCAUAUAUACUCUGUUCCAACUCACACCUCCCACUUGACUCUCUCUGAGUUCCAAAUCGUCGGCAACAUUUCCGUCGGCCGAUCACCGGAACCCGACCCGUGAAAUCAUUGGACCAUCCAUCCACCACCAAGCAUGGAUGACCAUGGUGAUGCAUAUGUGCAACUAUUCAUGGAUGAGACCACCUUUUACAACCGCGUUGUGCUUGGGAGUUUCUUGCCAAUGAAACUGUGGGACCCACUACCCCACUUCAUCCAGACAUGGGUCCGCAACUACAUUGGUGGAACUUUAGUCUACCUGCUCUCUGGCUUCCUCUGGUGUUUCUACAUUUAUUAUCUCAAGCGCAAUGUUUUUGUUCCUAAAGAUGCCAUUCCAUCUAAUAAGGCCAUGCUCUUGCAAAUGUAUGUCGCCAUGAAAGCCAUGCCAUGGUACUGUGCUCUUCCAACUCUUUCUGAGUACAUGGUUGAAAAUGGCUGGACAAGAUGCUUUUCAAGAAUAAGUGAUGUAGGUUGGCCUGCCUACUUUGUUUAUUUAGCAAUUUAUCUUGUAAUUGUGGAAUUUGGAAUUUAUUGGAUGCAUAGGGAGCUGCACGACAUAAAACCUCUGUAUAAGUAUCUUCAUGCUACCCAUCAUAUCUACAACAAACAGAAUACUCUUUCUCCAUUUGCUGGUUUGGCCUUUCACCCACUUGACGGAAUAUUGCAGGCUGUACCACAUGUCAUAGCACUAUUUCUUGUACCAACCCAUUUUACAUCACACAUAGCAUUGCUAUUCCUCGAGGCUAUAUGGACAGCAAACAUUCAUGAUUGCAUACAUGCCAAAGCAUGGCCUGUCAUGGGUGCUGGCUACCACACCAUUCAUCAUACUACAUACCGUCAUAACUACGGCCAUUAUACUAUAUGGAUGGAUUGGAUGUUUGGCACUCUUCGUGAUCCGAAGGAUGAUGAAUCCAAGGUCAUGUGAUGCUCUUGCCUUUGUUCCUGAUUGGUCCUUCAGUUAUUCAACUUCAAAAUGUAUUCGGAUUGCUUUCUUGUAUGCUGUCUUUGUAUGUAAGUCAUGUUGGUUACUAGUUUCUCUUAUAUCCCAUAACUAGAGAAUAUUUGAGAUAUGUUUUUAUCUCAGGUAGAACUCAUUCUCACAAACCCAUGUACUCUUAAAAAAAUGGAGGUGUAGCAAUGGAUAAGCUAGGAUUGCUCUUAAAAUGUUA